Suillus bovinus is the source of this 630-nucleotide messenger RNA. Its product is annotated as Pre-rRNA-processing protein TSR2-domain-containing protein. The record is from RefSeq and is a predicted model, not a curated record. The transcript has a single exon. The coding region runs from base 1 to 630 and encodes 209 amino acids. Gene Ontology annotation, biological process: maturation of SSU-rRNA from tricistronic rRNA transcript (SSU-rRNA, 5.8S rRNA, LSU-rRNA). NCBI's taxonomy places the organism in Eukaryota, Fungi, Basidiomycota, Agaricomycetes, Boletales, Suillaceae. Gene Ontology annotation, cellular component: nucleus.
AUGGCCUCAGACGCGUCACCUCUAUCAGUCUUAUUCGCGCGUGGCCUACUAGCCCGUCUCGCGCUAUGGCCAGCUCUUCGCAUAGCUGUACACCAAAACUGGGGAGGUCCACAAAGCGCACAAAAACAGCGUUGGUUAGCAGGUGUCAUCAUAGAUGAAUUCGAGGCAUCCCUUCCAUCAGCAUCUGCUUCAUUGACAGCUUUCGAUUCCUCUCAAUCAGCCCCCAUGCAUCCAUCGCACAUGCUCCCUGAACCAGACACCGAAUACAUAGAAACGAUGCUGCUCCAGAUCAUGGAUGACGAGUUUGAAGUUGCGCUCGAGGAUGGAAGCGCAUUUGACAUUGCUAGAGAUGUUGUGCGUUUGUGGAACGAUGCGAAGGAGGGGAUGGAUGGAUAUGUCAAGGACUUGGAGAUGCAAGCGGAUCAGAUGAAAGGAAAAAUGCCACAGUAUGAAGUUGAUGCAGGGAGUGCAAGUGAUUGGAGCGAUAGCGACGGUGAUAAUGAGGAUGAAAAUGGAAGCGACGGCGAAGAUUUCGGGAAGUAUGUUGUUCCACAGCUGCUCGAUCAUGCAAAGGACGUACCAGACGUUGACGAGGAUGGCUUUACUACCGUAAAGAGGGGAGGCAGAUAA